Messenger RNA from Conger conger (European conger), 2304 nucleotides. RefSeq names its product Josephin domain containing 1 (gene josd1). Bases 623 to 1324 code for a protein of 233 amino acids. The transcript is spliced from 5 exons. Gene Ontology annotation, biological process: protein deubiquitination. Gene Ontology annotation, molecular function: cysteine-type deubiquitinase activity. Lineage: Eukaryota; Metazoa; Chordata; Actinopteri; Anguilliformes; Congridae. The record is from RefSeq and is a predicted model, not a curated record.
CAGAAUGACGUUUUGCGCACGUUUUGCGCAUGCCUGCUGAAAUCAGGUACCUUCGGAGCAGCCGAGGUAAAAAAGCAAUAAGAAACCACGGAACAAAUAACCAAAAAAAAGUAGUGAUCGAAACGGAUUUUUGAGAGUGAUGGCCCUGGGAAGAGUCAUGAGGAAGACGGAGGUGCUGUCCUGCCAGCACUGACCUUUCACCCCGGGCUCCACACAGCUUCAGCUCCCGCUCAUCUGCCCUUUUCCUUUCAGGGACUUGGAUGUAGUUUCAUUCCGGAAUAGGCCUACUGUUCCAUCCCCUUAAAUGGGAUUGAGAGAACCACUAAGCUUUCACUGGAGAACUACAUACAACAUUUUUGUUGUAUGUAGUCCUCCACUUACACAUAGUUGUCUCCAUAUUUGUCAUAGGUAUUAUAGUUAAGCAUCUCCAGAACAUUCACACAGUAAUUUUGUGUCACGCUUUCUACUGACCGCCACAGAACAUUCAGUUCAUAUAUGUUUAUUUUUCCUUUCCAUCAUUAAUAAGCCUUGGGUAACUUAGAUGAGGGAGGGGUUCAAAAAUGGGCAGACCCCUCCCCUUCCUGCUUGUUAAUGGUUGCCGCGGAGAGACGUUGGCACGGUGAUGGGGAGUGCUCCGGGGGCUGGGAGGGGGAGGGGGGUCGGGGGACUCCAGGGGUUGGGCUGCAUGCCAUGGAAACUCAGCAAGCAGAAGGGGCCAGGACUCCAGGGCGGAGGAGAGGCGGGGUCGGGAUCAAAUCCACGCCUCUCCCCGCCCCAGGCCCCGCCCAUCUACCACGAGAAGCAGCGGCGGGAGCUGUGCGCUCUGCACGCGCUCAAUAACGUCUUCCAGGACGGGGCGGCUUUCAGCAGGGACACGCUGCAGGACAUCUACCAGAGGCUCUCUCCCAGCACGCUGGUAACGCCCCACAAGAAGGGCAUGCUGGGAAACGGAAACUACGACGUCAACGUGAUCAUGGCCGCCCUGCAGACUCGAGGAUCGGAGGCGGUGUGGUGGGACAAGAGGAGGGAUGUGUCCAGCAUCGCCCUGCCCAAUGUGACCGGCUUCAUCCUGAACGUGCCCUCAAACAUGUGCUGGGGCCCCCUCCGCCUCCCCCUCAAACGGCAGCACUGGAUCGGGGUGCGGGAGGUGGCCGGGAUCUACUACAACCUGGACUCCAAACUGCGCUGCCCCCAGGCCAUCGGCUCCCCCGAGGAGCUCAGGAAGUUCUUACGACACCAGCUACGAGAAAAGAACUGUGAACUGCUACUGGUCGUUCCGGCCGAGGUUGAACUUCAGCAGACGUGGAGGUCUGACGCCUGUUGAGUGUUUUGGCCUGGUUUUCGGAGAGACCUUCAGCUUACCAGGUUUGGAGUGUAAAAUCGUGGAACAGGUGGGGGUGACGCAAAACAGCCGAGGAGCCACUUUUCUUUUGUUUACCCUCUUCUGACAGCUGAGACUGAAGAACUGGACACUCACAGAUGCUCAGUCCCAACGCAUAUUUAUGGACAUCAGCUUUGGUGUUUCAGGUCAUAGCACUUUAAAAUAUAUAUAUAUAUAUAUAUAUAUAUAUAUAUAUAUAUUCUAUAUUUUUCAAUGUUACUUUUCAGUACUUUUUUUGGGGAGCGGUCAGUGCUUCUGUGUUCAUGCUUGUCCCAUUUCUUAAAACUCAAGUUUCAUCACUCCAUCAUUUUCACCCUGACAUUUACACGCACCUCCAUUUUGUUGCUUCUACACUUUAUUUUCUCUCUUUCAGCUCUGAUCACAAAGGUUAAGAUCUGCCUCUCGCCUCAGAUUCAUUAAGCCUCCUGUCUUUAAUAAGCUGAACGGCACAAUACAAACUCGUAUUAGCCAUCUGUUCGCUUUUCAACCGGCUCAGUCAAGGUUGCGGGGGGGUGCUGAAGCCAGUCCAUGGCAGUACAUUACGGUCGCACUGCAGUCAUUGAGUAUCAUACAGUAUCUUAAUGAAUUGCUAUUUUGCGUCUAAGUUCACUUUUGUCCACAGUAGAGGCUUAUUCCUCAUGUUGGUUACACAGGCCUACUGCUGUCUGCGUUCGUGCUUUGGUUUACAGUCGUACCUGUGUGCAGUCCAGAGGUCGGGUGGUCACCUCUGGACAGUGAUGGUACAUGAGCAGAUGUCUUGAGUGAAGAUGAUGGGGAUUAGACAUUUUGUAUUGAGGAUGUUGACAUGUUGCUCACAAGCUGGAGCUGCCUUGGAACUGAAAAUGGAAGUAAGAAAAAAAAUGUAUAUACAGUAUAUAUUAUUAUAAGGCAUAAUAUUGCAUUAAAAUCGUAUUUUCUCAAAA